CUUCUUUGACAGUCACAAGCUCACCACACAAAAAAGUAGAAGCACUGUUUUCUCACACAAUUCCAUAAAGAAUAACCUCUCAAACUCACACACAUCCAUCUAACUUCAACUUCCUCAUCCUCACAACUCACAAUCCUCCUUCCUUUUCCUUUACUUUUUCUUACAUACAUUCAUGCCAAAGGAGGUAAGUGAUUGGGUUUUAAGCUGUUAAAAUAGCAAGGAAGGUGCAAAAUGGCUUCAGUUGGUGUGGCACCAACAUCAUCAGGCUUGAGAGAAUCCAGUGGUGUUGAUAGGUUGCCAGAGGAGAUGAAUGAUAUGAGAAUUAGGGAUGAUAAAGAAAUGGAAGCCACCGUUGUCGAUGGUAACGGAACAGAGACCGGACAUAUUAUUGUUACUACCAUUGGGGGUAGAAAUGGUCAACCGAAGCAGACUAUAAGCUAUAUGGCAGAGCGGAUUGUUGGACAUGGAUCAUUUGGGGUUGUCUUCCAGGCUAAAUGCUUGGAGACUGGUGAAACUGUGGCUAUCAAAAAAGUUCUUCAAGACAAGAGGUAUAAAAACCGGGAGCUGCAAACAAUGCGCCUUCUUGACCACCCAAAUGUUGUCUGUUUGAAGCAUUGUUUCUUUUCAACCACCGAAAAGGAUGAACUAUACCUUAAUUUGGUACUGGAGUAUGUUCCCGAAACAGUUAAUCGUGUGAUCAAACAUUAUAACAAGUUGAACCAACGGAUGCCUCUGAUAUAUGUAAAACUCUAUACAUACCAGAUCUUUAGGGCACUCUCUUAUAUUCAUCGUUGCAUUGGAGUCUGCCAUCGGGAUAUCAAGCCUCAAAAUCUAUUAGUUAAUCCACAUACUCACCAGGUCAAAAUAUGCGACUUUGGAAGUGCAAAAGUCUUGGUAAAAGGCGAACCAAAUAUAUCGUACAUAUGCUCUAGAUAUUAUAGAGCACCUGAGCUUAUAUUUGGAGCAACUGAAUAUACUACAGCUAUUGACGUUUGGUCAGUUGGUUGUGUAUUGGCUGAGCUUAUGCUUGGACAGCCCUUGUUCCCUGGUGAGAGUGGAGUUGAUCAGCUUGUUGAGAUCAUCAAGGUUCUGGGAACUCCAACAAGGGAAGAGAUAAAGUGCAUGAAUCCUAACUAUACAGAAUUUAAAUUCCCACAGAUUAAAGCACAUCCAUGGCACAAGAUCUUUCACAAGCGCAUGCCUCCAGAAGCUGUUGAUUUAGUAUCAAGACUACUACAAUACUCCCCUAACUUGCGGUGCACAGCUUUAGAUGCCUUGACCCAUCCUUUCUUUGAUGAACUUCGUGACCCAAACACUCGCUUGCCAAAUGGUCGUUUCCUUCCACCAUUGUUCAAUUUUAAAUCUCAUGAAUUGAAGGGAGUCCCAGUUGAGAUUUUGCUGAAAUUGAUUCCAGAACAUGCAAGGAAGCAGUGCCCGUUUCUUGGCUUGUGAUAUUGUGAAAAAUGUAACAAAACUGCAAUAGUGUCGUUCCCAUAUGAAUGUUCCGUUAUGUAUCCUUCUUGUAUUUCGGUGCCUAGUAAAAACUGAUUUAGAGAUAUAUGGUUACUCAAUAUUACCCAACACUCGAUGGGUAUUCAGAAAAAAGCCGUGUUUCCUGUUUAACAGAAGGUUGUAAACAUCGAAUAGAAGACAAGUGUCAUGUUAAACCGGUGUUGGUGUUUGUGAAUACAAUGAUGGGUGGUUGGCUAAUUUAGUUUUGCUCUGCAUUGGAAACUCAAUUGUCUUUGUGGCUAAUCUUUAGCGAAAUAACGAGACAUAGUCAACGAGAGUGCAGUUUGCAAGUC
Molecule: messenger RNA, 1805 nt
Organism: Glycine soja
Lineage: Eukaryota; Viridiplantae; Streptophyta; Magnoliopsida; Fabales; Fabaceae
Product: shaggy-related protein kinase alpha-like
Exons: 13
Coding region: 232-1452 (406 amino acids)
Biological process (GO): signal transduction; protein phosphorylation
Cellular component (GO): cytoplasm
Molecular function (GO): ATP binding; protein serine/threonine kinase activity
Source: RefSeq, a predicted model, not a curated record